AUGAAAGUCAAAAAAGAGUCCGCUCACCGACUGGAAGCCGAGAAUUACGAUUCCAAAGAUUUUGCAGGGUCGUUUAGUUAUUUUAGAACAGCCAUAGAUAAGUCCUUGGGCUAUCGUGUUGAAUUUCUUUCAUGUUCUAUUCAAGGGUACCACAACAGCAGCCCUGGAAACGUUACACUUCACCCGGAAGUGCAGCAAUACCCCAAGAAGGAAUCCUCCACUCAGAGAUUAAAGAAAGUCUUCAUCACUUUAUUAGCAAUGACGAGCAAACCACUUGAGUCAACCUCGGAAGACACUAUCUCUUCGAUACAUCUUGAAAAACCACUGGAUAACACUGGUCACCUUGUUCACGAUGACUCGAACUCGCCAACAUAUGAAAGAAAAAAAGAAUCGUCAAGUGAAUUCGACGAUAUUGAAGAGCAUCCUCGAUAUUCACUCACCCGUGAGCCCACCAAUCCAAUUGAGAAAGAAAACGUAAUUACCAGAACACUUUCUGUUGUACGAACAAAAGAUUCCGGGAGAGAUCCAGGCCCCCCGCCUGAUGGAGGAUUUCACGCCUGGUUACAAGCUAUCCUAGCACAUGCGGCCAUCUUUAACACAUGGGGCUUUGUUAAUAGCUUUGGAAUGUUUCAAGACUACUACACAGAGACCCUUAAACGUUCACCUUCAGAUAUAUCCUGGGUUGGGAGCGUUCAGAUCUUCUUGCUUUUUGGUAUUGGAACAUUUUCCGGCCGCGCCACGGACGCCGGGUUUUUCAAGGCAGUGUGGAGCCUUGGUGCUGUCACUAUUAUGUUCGCCGUCUUUAUGACCUCUCUUUGCAAGACGUAUUUGCAAUUAUUCCUUGCCCAGGGACUUUGCUUAGGCAUAGGGAGCGGAUUGAUCUUCUGCCCCACCGUUGCUUUGGUGUCCACAUACUUUUCAUCUCGACGAUCGAUUGCCAUCGCUAUUUCUGCAUGUGGUUCGGCCACUGGAGGAAUAAUUUUCCCUAUCAUUGUACAGCAACUCCUUCCUCGCAUUGGCUACCCAUGGACGAUGCGCGUUCUUGGACUAGUUACAGUUAUCACUCUUGCCCCUGGUUUCAUAUUCUUUCGCACACGCAUCCCACCCCGUCGUAGCGGUCCAUUUUUUGAGUGGCCAGCAUUUAAAGAACCUUCAUAUUCCCUAUACGCCAUUGGUAUGUUUCUCAACUUCUGGGCCUUGUAUAUUGGCUUCUUUUACAUAAACAGUUUUGGUCGCAACGCAAUUGGACUAUCUCAAAGCGAAGGCCUUACCAUCCUGAUGAUUAUGAAUGCUCUCGGCACAGUUGGCCGGAUGAUCCCCAGCUUCUUAGCAGACUACUUUAUCGGUCCUAUGAAUGCACUCAUCCCUUUCACAUUUGCAUCCUCCAUAGUCCUAUUCGCCUGGAGUGGCGUAAAAUCGUCCCCCACCUUAUAUGCCUUUUCCGCUCUCUAUGGCUUCUUUGGUGCCGGUAUGCAAGCUCUAUUUCCUGCGGUGGCUACCAGUUUGUCAACAGAUAUGAAGAAGACCGGAGUGAGGUUUGGAAUGAUUUUAAGUAUUGUUAGCGUUGCAUCCUUGACGGGCCCCCCUAUUGCUGGCGCCUUAAUUGAAAAGGGGAACGGCUCGUAUCUGUAUAUGCAGUUGUUUGCCGGCUUGUCCAUGCUUCUUGGAACAGGUGUUCUAAUACUGGCUCGUUUUGCUCUAACAGGCCCGAAACUAAAAGCAAAAGUCUAA
Messenger RNA from Ophidiomyces ophidiicola, 1731 nucleotides. RefSeq lists its product as uncharacterized. Gene Ontology annotation, biological process: transmembrane transport. Gene Ontology annotation, molecular function: transmembrane transporter activity. Gene Ontology annotation, cellular component: fungal-type vacuole membrane. The coding region runs from base 1 to 1731 and encodes 576 amino acids. The transcript has 3 exons. NCBI's taxonomy places the organism in Eukaryota, Fungi, Ascomycota, Eurotiomycetes, Onygenales, Onygenaceae. The record is from RefSeq and is a predicted model, not a curated record.